Porites evermanni is the source of this 1606-nucleotide messenger RNA. Lineage: Eukaryota; Metazoa; Cnidaria; Anthozoa; Scleractinia; Poritidae. The record is from the annotation of a GenBank genome assembly.
CUUUCACAACUGAACAAAACAUGGCGUCGCCGGUUGAUCGUCUGACGUCGAACAUGUCUAUACUUUGAUGGUUCUUUAUUCCCCUUAUGAUGCGGUUAAUAACGUUUGAUGCUUGUAACACACUAUUUCGUGUUCGAGGAUCACCAGGAGAAGUGUACAGUAACGUGGCCUCUCGGUUUGGGGUCACAGUACAGGAUACAGCUCUGAACGAAUCCUUCACGCAUUCUUUCCGACAAUUUUACAAAACAGAGCCAAACUUCGGUGCAAAAACUGAAAAGACUGCAGAAAAAUGGUGGUCUAGAGUGGUCAAACAAACCUUUCGAUCCGCUGGAUUCAACGAUGAAAAGAUUCUCGCCGGAAUUUCCUCGACAUUGUACCGAGAAUUCUCCACUGCUUCACUCUGGGAGGUUUAUCCCGAAACAUUCGAUGUUUUGGAACAUCUUAAGAAUAGAAACUAUCGUCUUGCCGUCAUUUCAAACUUUGACGAACGCCUCGAUGUCAUACUAGAGAAACUUGACUUGAAAAAUUACUUUGAUUUCAUCGCUUGUUCGUUUGAUGUUGGAAUAUGCAAGCCAUCCCCCGGUAUAUUUGAGUUAGUACUGUCUCACUUUGGUGUAAAGCCCGAAGAAACUCUUCAUGUGGGCGACAAUGUCCAACUUGAUUACAAACCAGCCGUAAAGUUGGGGUUGAAAUCUUUAAUUGUUGACCGCCUUUGCAGGGAUUUUAGUGAAGAUCACGUUGAUCCCAAGCAUGUAAUAAGAGAUCUCAUCCCACUACUAGAACUUUGAAAAACGUUGUGGUCAUAGUCAUUCUUCUGCCUUCAGUUUCAUCCAUUUCUCCAUGUCUAAUCACAUUUCUGUUCAUGUUCGUAGACAAGUUCAGCAAUAAUGUUAUAGCUGUCAACACAGCAAUGAUAUUAUUCUACACUGUACAUUAACAAACUUUUCCUCUCUGGAAACUGUUUAAGACUAUAAUAAUUUGUUUAUAUCUUUUACAUGUGCGUGGAAUCCAUAAACACAUAAACCGGGUACAUUUACAAACUUUCAAGGACUGUUGUUGAUAUUUACAGUAUGUGAGUCCCAAGCUAACAGAUCAAGACAGAAACUAUUAUUUGGUUCGGGGGCACCCAACGAGAAUAUAGUUCAAAACCACUUAAACAUAGCAUUCUUAAACGUAUUUUAGUAUUUAAACGGCAGAUAUAGGCAUAAUUUUAACCCCUAAAAAAUUUUCAUCUGUUCGGAUUUCCUAGCUGUAAGUCUAGUGAAAACUUACUUUUUCGAAAAUUUCAGCCAGAAAAAAGGCUUCCGAAAAUUCUAGGUGACCUUUUAAGGUUAAAAAUCUGUUAAAAAUGGGCAAUUAUACCAUUUAUAAGCUGUUCGAAAAUCCUAGGAGAGGCAGGCAACAAGAAAUUUAAGACAAAUGUUCCGAAAAUUCUAGAUCUCAAAUUGUCUUCCGAAGAGAUAUUUUUGGAAAAUUGAUGUUGGGUGCCCCUGUUUGGUUCCAAGCCUCUAGCUAGCAUUCACCAACAGGAUCAUUAACUGGGACGACCAGAACUAAACCUGUGCAGGAGCCUGAACAGUAAAAAAAUUGUAAAUUGUUCUCCCAU